AUGGCCGCCCACGUGGUUCUCCUCUUGCCCGCCCACGCCCGCGCCCCCAGGAUAAGGGGGAGGAUCAACUACUUGGUCGUCCAGCCCAAGGAGGAUCUGCUGGAGUUCCGGGAAGUGUUUUCCUUCGGCGGGGAGUCCCACGGAGGGCAGGCGGCGGAGGAGGUGGUCGGGACGUGGGUUCCUGAAGGAGGGGCGUCGCAGGGGGUGCUCGGGGGGAGGAGGAACGUCCUCGCGCCGAAGGACUUCGUCGGGAACAGGAUGCGCGUCGCCGUCAUUGAGAGCCCCCCCUACGUCCUCUUCAAGAUGGACGACGAAGGAAAUCUUGACUUCGAAGGAUUUCUCGUCGACAUUAUGAGAGUCGUUGAAAGGCAACUGAAUUUCCGGAUCGAGUGGGUGGUGACGAAAGAUGGCGAAUACGGAGUCCCGACAACCAAUGAUUCGUGGUCGGGACUGGUCGGGGAUUUGGUGAGGCAGACCGCUCGCGACGAGGGCCUGAGACUUGCUUACCGUCAGCUGAUCGAGAACUCUGAGGAGCGAAUUGUCGACAGCAUUGAAGAAGGCAUAAAUGCUCUUCAUACGUCGGAGAAAGCGCUUUUUUUCCACAACGAAGGAAUGGUCAACUAUGCAGUACAAGAAAGCUGUAACUACACUUGGGUUGGCCACACCUAUUUCACAGAAUACGUUCAUCUCGGCUACAGGAAGAACCUUCCCUUCGCUAACGUCUUGUCGCAUUACAUCUCGAGAGCCGAAGACCACGGCAUCACGGAGAAGCUGAGGAACAGAUGGAGGCAGCCCCUCGGAAGCUGCGACACUGACGUCACGGAAUUUCAGGAGCUGGGCAUCGCCAAGACCGCGUCCGCAUUCGUGCUCUUGGCUCUUGGCUUUGGCUUGAGUUUCGUCCUCCUGCUUGGCGAAUUGGCGGUUAUUUAA
Molecule: messenger RNA, 930 nt
Organism: Penaeus indicus
Lineage: Eukaryota; Metazoa; Arthropoda; Malacostraca; Decapoda; Penaeidae
Exons: 8
Coding region: 1-930 (309 amino acids)
Cellular component (GO): membrane
Molecular function (GO): ligand-gated monoatomic ion channel activity
Source: RefSeq, a predicted model, not a curated record